GUUGGUGGACCGAGGGGCAGACAGAAAACAACUGCGCGCAGGCAACAUGACUUCAUCAGUGUGGGGACUGCUCGGUUUCAUUGGCAUCCUGGUAUCGGGAACUCUGGGAACUUUCCCCCAGUUUGGGUCACACGACCGGCAGAUUCACUCAAUUAGGCCUUUAAGCGCGUCCCCGCAAGUCCCCCCGAGGGUCAACCAGCGUUUCGGAGAUAUCAAAUCUAUUGAGCAAACCUCUGACGAAGAACCAAGUUCUGAAAGUUUUCAAGAGGUCCAGCUGGGUGAUUAUGGUGUCCGAGGCUUCCAGCAGCCGCAGCAGGGGGCCCGACCAGGUGCCAGCAGCUACCAGAAUCAGGGGAGACGGAGAACUGAGGACGGAGCUGGUGGCACUAAUUCCAGGUUUUAUCGCUAUCAGCCCCCCCAUCACCAGACGCUCUCACAGCUGCAACACACAGCUGCACCAUUUGCAUCCUGGCAGCCUGCUCGAGACUCGAGUGGCUCUCCUACAUCCAUCAGAACUGCCGCAGCAACAAGGUCUAACUGCAGAAAUCGGCCCAUAGACUUGGUCUUCAUUAUAGACAGCUCCCGCAGUGUACGACCUGCUGAGUUUGAAAAGGCCAAGGAGUUCCUGCAAGACAUGGUGGACAGCUUGGAGAUCGGCCCAGAUGCCACACGAGUCGCCUUAGUCAAUUAUGCCAGCACAGUGCAGAUUGAGUUUCUACUGAAGACAUAUUUUGACAAGUCUGGCCUGAAGCAGGCGCUGGCCCGUGUUGAGCCCCUCGCUUCAGGCACCAUGACAGGCCUGGCCAUCAAGACUGCCAUGGAGAAAGCUUUCACUGCAGAGGCAGGGUCCCGAGCUGGCUCCAUGAACAUCGCCAAAGUAGCCAUCAUAGUGACCGACGGGAGGCCCCAGGACAAGGUAGAGGAUGUAUCAGCAGCAGCUCGGUCAUCUGGGAUCGAGAUCUACGCAGUGGGAGUAGACAGAGCUGAUUUGAUGUCCCUCCGCCUCAUGGCCAGCCACCCAUAUGAUGACCAUGUCUUUUAUGUGGAGACCUAUGGUGUCAUAGAGAAGCUCACUUCCAAAUUUAGGGAAACCUUGUGUGGUAAGGAUGAUGAGAAUGCGAGUGCGGAUAUUCCAUUAGAUGGCGGAAUUGAUGUUUAUGGACUAGGCCUAGAUGGCAGAAAAAACGGUUUGGAUCCAUGUGCUCAGGGACACAAUUGCCAGCACAUUUGUGUCAACAAUGGCAACUCAUACAACUGCAAAUGUCGUGCGGGCUAUGUCUUGAACACGGACAAGAAAACAUGCUCACGUUCAGAUACAUGUUCCCAGAGACAUGACUGCCAGCACAUUUGUAUCAGCAAUGGUGACUCAUACACCUGCAAGUGUCGGGUGGGAUACGUGUUGAAUGCAGACCAGAAAACAUGCUCACGUUCUACUUCAUGUUCCCAUGGACAUGAUUGCCAGCACAUUUGUGAAAACAAUGUUGACUCGUACAUCUGCAAGUGUCGUGUGGGAUAUAAGUUAAAUGCAGACCAGAAAACAUGCUCACGUUUGGAAACAUGCGACCAGGGACAUAACUGCCAGCAUAUUUGUAUCACAAAGGGUGAUUCAUACCUUUGCAUGUGCCGUGAAGGAUAUGUGUUAAAUCCAGACCAGGAAACAUGCUCACGUUUGGAUUCAUGUUCCCAGGGACAUGACUGCCAGCAUAUUUGUGUCAGCAAUGAUAAUUCGUACAUCUGCAAAUGUCAAGUGGGAUACGUGUUGAACGCAGACCAGAAAACGUGUUCACGUUCAGAUGCAUGUGCCCAUGGACAUGACUGCCAACAUAUUUGUGUCAGCAAUAAUGACUCGUACAUCUGCACAUGUCAAGAGGGAUAUGUGUUGAAUGCAGACCAGAAAACAUGCUCACGUUUGGACUCAUGUUCCCAGGGACAUGACUGCCAGCAUAUUUGUGUCAACACUGAUCAUUCGUACAUCUGCAAAUGUCGAAUGGGAUAUGUUUUGAAUGCAGACCAGAAAACAUGCCAACUUAAGAACCUGGACAUUUCAGAAUUGGAUACGUGUGUCCAGGGAAAUGACUGCGACCAUAUUUGUGUCAAAAAUGCCGACUCUUACCUUUGUAUGUGUCACGAGGGAUAUGUGUUGAAUGCAGACCAGAAAACAUGCUCACGUUCAACUACAUGUGCCCAGGGAAAUGACUGCCAGCAUGUUUGUGUAAACACUGAUGAUUCUUACAUCUGCAAGUGUCAUUUGGGAUAUGUAUUGAAUGCUGACCAGAAAACAUGCUCACGUUCUACUUCAUGUUCCCAUGGACAUGAUUGCCAGCACAUUUGUGAAAACAAUGUUGACUCGUACAUCUGCAAGUGUCGUGUGGGAUAUAAGUUAAAUGCAGACCAGAAAACAUGCUCACGUUUGGAAACAUGCGACCAGGGACAUAACUGCCAGCAUAUUUGUAUCACAAAGGGUGAUUCAUACCUUUGCAUGUGCCGUGAAGGAUAUGUGUUAAAUCCAGACCAGGAAACAUGCUCACGUUUGGAUUCAUGUUCCCAGGGACAUGACUGCCAGCAUAUUUGUGUCAGCAAUGAUAAUUCGUACAUCUGCAAAUGUCAAGUGGGAUACGUGUUGAACGCAGACCAGAAAACGUGUUCACGUUCAGAUGCAUGUACCCAGGGACAUGACUGCCAACAUAUUUGUGUCAAAGAUGGCGAUUCUCACCUUUGCAUAUGUCAUGAGGGUUAUGUGUUGAAUGCAGACCAGAAAACAUGCUCACGUUCUGAUCCAUGUGCCCAUGGACAUGAUUGCCAGCACAUUUGUAUAAACAGUGAUGACUCGUACAUCUGCAAGUGUCGAGUGGGAUAUAUUUUGAAUCCAGACAACAAAACAUGCUCACGAUUGGAUGCAUGUGCCCAGGGACAUGAUUGCCAGCAGAUUUGUGUCAACAGUGAUGACUCGUAUCUCUGCAAGUGUCCUAUGGGAUAUGUAUUGAAUGCUGACCGGAAAACAUGCUCACGUUUGGAAGCAUGUGCCCAGGGACAUGACUGCCAGCACAUUUGUGUCAACAAUGGGAACUCCUAUAUCUGCAAGUGUCGAGUGGGAUAUGUGUUGAACAUGGAUCAGAAAACAUGCUCACGUUCAGAUGCGUGCGCUCAGGGACAUGACUGCCAGCAUAUUUGUAUCAACAAUGGUGACACCUACAACUGCAAGUGUCGAGUGGGAUACGUGUUGAAUGCAGAUCAGAAAACAUGCUCACAGGAAAUGAGAAGUGAAAUAACCCAAGAUGCCUGCAUGUGUGAAGCUCAGAUUGUGUUCCAGAAAAAAGUACAGUCAACCAUUCAGGAGCUGAGCAGAAAGCUUGAUGAACUUUCAGACAAAGUAAACCUGAUUGAGGACCAGCAGCAGUAUUAAGAACAGCGAUGAAGAUUUCAUAAGACAUGUUCAGGACUAGCAGUGCAUUUUUUUUUUUUUUGACCUGCUGAAGUCAUCUUUUAAUGUUUCAGUAAAAAUGUCUAAGAUGGUCUGCAUGGUAUUGAUUACUAAUGCAGUAUACUUUUAGCAUUACUGUUGUGGAUUGUGCAUUUUUCAUUCACAACACUGUUACGUCUUUCAGUGAAGUCAGGUAUAACUGUAUUACUGGUGUAAAUGUUUACAUAUACUUGUAUUUUUUCCUCCUAACAGUGUAAGCCAUUGAGUUGAGACUCAAACUACGUAAGAUACUUUAGGAAGUUAUAGAAUUGAUAGAAGUGCAAACUUUUAAAAAUAUAUAUGAAGAAUUGUUCAACAGUUUACUUUCACAAUGAAUGUUUUUUUGUGGGAAACUGUUGUACCACAUCGUUCUCCGAGAGCAUUUCUUGGUCAGUGUACUUGUAUUCUUGGUAGAACACAAAGCCGCCAUCCAUAACAACUAAUCUCUUAUACAACAAGAGCAUUGUUGUUACCUAUCUGAUUGCAGCACUAUUAAGUAGACCAAAAGAAAGCCUGAUCCAGUUGGUCCUAGCAGUGUUAUCUAUAAUCCUUUCCUUUGAUACCUGAAAUAUUUCAAGAACUGUAUUGCACAACACUGAUUAGAAAUUAAUGUUUUGUUUGUAACAGAUAGGUGUGAUUGUUUUGGUAGGAGAGGGAAAACAGUUUAGGGAGUUCAAGGAUGAUUGGGCCAUGAUUUUCACACUUGGCAAGGCUUGGAUCAAGACUUUCUUGUAGCAGUCCUGGCAAUUAAAGUCUUUUUUUGAUGCACUUAAGUUUUGAAACCGUGAGCUAAGAUCAGUUAAAACAGUAUUGUACAGUAUUUUCUUCAUACAACACACACAUGCACUGUAUUUUCUACUUCGUCAUAGCCAUGGAACACAUGUGAAACAAAGUGAAUUGGGUAUUUGUGGUGGGAAACUGAGUUAUGUGCAUGACAUAUUUUGGUGCUCUUGUGAUAGAAAGCAACUUGCCUGUGUAUUUGUAUUGGAAGUAUAGUUGCACAUAAAUAAAUAUUCUGAAAUAAUGGA
Micropterus salmoides (largemouth bass) is the source of this 4488-nucleotide messenger RNA. Its product is annotated as matrilin-2-like. Gene Ontology annotation, molecular function: calcium ion binding. The record is from RefSeq and is a predicted model, not a curated record. NCBI's taxonomy places the organism in Eukaryota, Metazoa, Chordata, Actinopteri, Centrarchiformes, Centrarchidae. Bases 47 to 3403 code for a protein of 1118 amino acids. The transcript has 22 exons.